GCUACAUUUCCAAACCGGAAAUAACCGUUGCCACAGUAACUAAGACGCUCAAUAAUUUGACUGUAAGUUGAAGUGACGGUAAGUCUGGUGUAGGAUAGUAGUAAAUAUUAGCAUAAUGUCUGAUAAAGAAGAGGCGGAUAUUCAUACUAACGAAGGAGGGGCAAAUGAGGAUGAUGGAGAUGAAGAUGACGAGGAUCUGGAAGGUGAUGAAGAAGAACACAUUGAAGAAGAAGUAAGUUUGUAAAUUGAUAAUUGUCGAAUAGUUUCAUCCGAAUAGUUUCAUCCGAUUCAAGAUUCACUUAUAUUUUAUAACAACAAAAUGUAUAGAUAAAUUUUUAUCUCAAAUACACUCUUAGAAAUAAGUUUUAAUCACAAAUCACUUGAUAAUAUGUCAUUAAAUUAUAGUAUGUACAACAAAAAUAAUGAACAUGUAAAUGUAAUAGAAAUAUGUUUAAGUAAGUAGGCAUAGGAUAUUGACAAUUAUUGAACAUUAACUUAAAAGUUUAAGUUAUGAUUUAAAAAAAUAAUAAUAUUUUUAACAAUGUGCCUCCAUUGAUCUGACUUAUUGCAAUGUUGUGAUACUUUCCUUGCAAGAUGUACAUAAUUAAUUGCUGGAUAACAAAAUGAUGAAAAGUUAUACAUCUAAUUUCAAGCUUCUUCUUUGCUUAAUUUGCUCCUGGAUGUACAUGUUCAGCUCAUUCUAUUUCUUGACAUUUCUCUCUCUCUCCAUUGACAAGCGUCUUGCUUGAGUUAAUUUUAGUGUUUCACUUUGUACUUGUUUAUUUUUUUUUUAAUGUUGAUUUUAAAAUGUAGAUUAACAUUUUUGUUUCCAGAAAAUUCCACCAAAUCCAUUGUCAGCAGAAUUAGUGGCUGAGAAUUUAUCAUUACUUUGUAAAACUGGAGAUGGCUUAUCUCAUGCCUAUGUACAGUUAAAUAUUAGUGAAAGGUAAAUCUAAUUACUAAUAUUACUAAUAACUACUAAACAAUUCAGUUAUUCUGUUGUUUUUGUUUUUUUUGUUCUUUUGGCAUUUCAAAAAUUAGGAAACUUUAAAUAGCUAGAUUUUAAAGAUAAUUACAAAGCAAUAUUUUCUCAGAAAGAAGCUGAGUUUUCAUCAUCUAAUUUUUUUUAUUCUACAGAGACCUCACAGAUAUUGAAAUCCUGCAGACAUUUAUUCAUCUGCGAUAUGUUGAUGUCAGCAAAAAUUUACUGAAAGAUAUAUCUCCAUUGUAUGCUCUGACUCAUUUGCUGACAUUGAAAGCAGAUGAUAAUCUUCUCACAUCAGCCAAGCUUGAUGAAAUGCCAUUUUUACAGGUAAACUCAAAAAUAUAUAUCAUACAUAUGUGAAAAUAAUAAUUAACUGUUGAAAUUAUAAAAUGCACAAAAAUUUUCAUUUUCCUAAGGAUGGAAAAUUGACACAAUAAAAUAUUAUUACUAUUUUUUUUGUUCUGAAAAUAAUAAUUUCAUAUACUGAUUGGAAAAAUGUUCCAGGUAAGCCUUGUACCUGCUCUGUGGGAUAAAAAUCUGAUUAAAGAUGUUCUUUAAACUUAAUAUAAGUUUUGUGCCAGAAUACUGCAGAAAAAUGCCACAUAACCUCAACAUUGAUCACACAAGCCUUUAUAUUAAUAUACUAGAGAAAACUAGUCUUUUCAGCAUCCUGGGACCUCUAAAUCUACACCCUCCCCCACCCAACCCAGACCACAAGGCGAAAGCAUAAAGAAUUUCCCAUGGUCAUAUUCAUCCCCUCAUACCAGGGAAGCCAUUGUUUUAGCUCUGCUUAUAAUUUUCAUUGCUUUGAUGUAGUAACUCCCACAUUUUCUAAGGGCAAAGCUAAGGAUAAGAUCUACUAAAGCAUUAGCAAAUAAAUGAUUAAAUAGAAUAUUUAUUAUUGAAAAUGUAUAAAGUGAAAUCAUAAUCAUUUGCAUUUUUUCUCCCACAGGUAGCUACAUUUAGUCAUAAUAAAAUAAAUACAACAGAGGGAAUCAAUCAUCCUAUGUUGGAACACAUCAAUCUCAACUGUAAGUCAAUCCCUGUUUUCCUAAAGUUAAAUAAUUUUUUGAAGAUCAGAGGACAUGUGGGGAUUAAAUAUGCAAACAACUUUUUUUUUAUACAACCAAUUGUUCAAAAUAACAUUAACUAUUUCUUUCAUGACAUUGUGAUUCAAAAUUAUGAUUCUGUUUGAUAUUCACUGUGUAAACAAAAUUGUGAGCAGUUGUCAUUACUGACCUUAAGUCACUAGACAACCUUUCACUUUUGGAUAUGGCUCUCUCCUUUGUCAUAUUCUGAGUAUUAUUCUUAAUGUGGAGGAAGAAUCACAACACGUGCUGUUCAGCAUAAACCAUUGUUAUAAUUAAAUUAUUUACCACACCGGCUGUUACUGUUAACUUCUCAAAACACAAAAUUAAAUUUCCUAUUAUUAAAUUAUAGGAAAUUUUAAUCCCCAGAAACCAUCAAAUACAAAACUGUUUGUCGCACACUGCUGGAAGUAGAAAAGGCUUUUCAGUGAAUAAUUAUAUAAAUAAACUGAAAGCAAACUUUAUCAUUUAAUUUAAUGUAAUGAUUUCUUUUUAUUUAAUUCUCUGAUCCUAGAUAACAACAUACGUCAGGUGACAGGUCUAGACGGCACCAAACUUUCCAGAUUACACACAUUAGAACUUAGGAGCAAUAAACUGGAGACAUUGGAAGGAAUAAAUUUGCCUAAUGUCAAAAACUUGUUUGUUGUGAGUAAACCUUCAUUGGCCUCACCACCUCCUUGCAGCCACUCAUAAAGCAUUCUGGCUAAGAAAGGUUAUCUUAAAAUCAAAAUUCAUUUAAAUAUGAGCCCUCUAUUCCAUCCUGUGUGAAGUUAAAAGCCAUACAAUUCUCACGUGGUAGAGGUUUAUUUUAAGACAGAACUUAGAAUAUCAUGCCAGAAAGCCUUUUUUGUGGGGGGACAACGUUUUUUUUUUUAAUACUACAUUUGUCUCUUCCUGAGUGAGAUUGUUUUUCACAAUCAAAUUUUCACUUCUAUUUAACAUAACUAUAACAUCCUUUCACUAUUCUUUUCUCUCAUCAACAUUUGUUUCAACCAAGAUGCAUUUUGAAUAAUACUGAACAAGUAGUUUUUCAUUUUAUGAGCACAGCUAUAUAAAUAUUUUCUAGGCUGCAAACUUGCUGAAGAAGAUUGAAGGAAUGUCACGUCUUCCUGGCCUCAACACAAUACACUUACGUGACAACCAGAUUAACAGCCUGGAUGGCUUUUCAGAAACUCAAAAAAAUUUGCAGUAUAUAAACUUGCGGUGGGUCUUUGGAAAUCCUUUGAUCCAACAUAUUUUACUUAAAAAAAUUUCAACCUGUUGGUCAUGUAUGUUCUUCCUUAAAAUAAAAAAAUUUCAUUAAAAGAAAAUAUAUACAUAUACUUUCAAUUAACUAAUUCUCUUUUUUGUUUUUUAAAAUCAUCAGAGGGAACAUGGUAGGUUCCUUACGAGAAACUUCCAAGUUGAGAAUAUUGCCAUUGAUCAGGGCUUUAGUCCUCUCAGGUAAUUCCAGACUUUUAUAUGCUUGCUUACUUCUUUUCUUAUCUAACAAACUAUUAAACACCAUUAUAAUUGGUAUCAUUAAAAUUUGGGAGUUAAUUUAAAAAAAACUCAAGCUUUGGUUUUCUCUUGAACUUUACAAUAAUUUGGAUUGUUCAUAGAAAAAAAAAUAAUUUUAUUGUUAGAAAACCCAUGUGCAGAAGAAGAUGAUUAUAGACUGGAGACUCUGAUUGCCAUCCGUACGCUGGAGAGAUUGGACAAGGAUGAGUACACCCCUGAGGAAAGGUCAGAGGCUGAAGAAAUCUCAGUGCAGCGGCGCAAUGAGGAGGAAGAAAAAGCUGUAAGUGACCAAAUGAUAAUAAAUUUUUUUAGUUUAUUUAUCAUGGACUUAUGCAGAGAACUGAAACUGCAGACAGCACCAACAGAAAUUGACAAUUGUUUGAAGUGGCGUGAAAAAAAUCACAUGACUGGGUAGAUUCAUCAAUAUUUUUUUGUGUGUAAAGGUGACUUGAAAUAAGACACCUGAAUGAAAUAUUUUAAAAUCUAUGCUAUGGGACCAAUCCCCCUCCCCUCACUACCCAUUAACACACCAAUAAUUUGAUGUUUUUCCUAAAUAUAAAAGGAGAAUCAAAUGAGCAUAACAUAAAUUUAUUUUAAAAAUUAACAAGAUAAGUAAAAAAAAAAAUUGUUUUUAUGACAGAUUUUGGAAGCUCAAAUUAUGGAAGAAAUAGAAAUGACAGAGAAGAACUUGAAAGAGAGCUAUGAAGAUGCUGAAGAUUAUGAGGUUUAAUGAAUUGCUGUUAAAAAAUUGAAAUUUUUGUUUCUUUGCAUUUUAUGCACUUGAUUGUUCUAGUAUUUUUAGAUUAACGUUUAUUCUGUUGAAUAUUUUUGCAAAUGUUGUACAGCCAUUAUUUUCUCUCCUCUGUUAAAGUUACAUUUAAGAUUAAAGAAUACAUUUUACAUUUGCAUGUUUUUCAGGAAGGUCUCAUUACCAAGGAUUAACAAAUGGAAAUAUAAUCUUAAAAAAAAAAAAAAAAGAGAAACUGACAGCAUAGAAUAAGGGACUUAUGCAGUUGUAAUUUAGACACCCUAUGUUAUUUUUUCUCCUCUGUUAAAGUUACAUUUAAGAUUAAAGAAUACAUUUUACAUUUGAAUGUUUUUCAGGAAGGUCUCAAUAACAAGGAAUAACAAAUGGAAAUAUAAUCUUAAAAAAAAAAAAAAAAGAGAAACUGACAGCAUAGAAUAAGGGACUUAUGCAGUUGUAAUUUAGACACCCUAUGAAGUUAUCUUUCUAAGACUUUGCAGAUGUCUUUGUAUUGUUUGUUAGAGCUGAAAGACUAACUCUUUUACAAUAUAUUUAUUAUGAAUGGUACAGAUAACGUUUAACGUUUAUAAAAAAGUUAAUGACAAUGGUAUGUUUAAUUUAAACCUGAAAAGGAGAAAAAAUUUAUACUAAUAAAUGACUCCUACUCCUACUCUCAAUGUUAAUAUGCCAGCAAGAUUGAAAAUGUUAGCGACAGACCAGGUAAUACAAUUAAUUUUUUAAAUUAUUAUUAUUAUUUGUUUCCAUUAAUAAAUUGAACUCUUGUUUCUCAGGAUGAAUAUGAAGAAGAAGGCACUGUAGCAACUGAGCAGUCAGAAGGUGGUUUCUGAAAAGACUUAGGAGUUAACAAUGGUAAACCAUAUCCCAGUGCGGAAAAACAAACUAAGAUGGAACCCAAGGUGAAAACAAACAGAAAAAAAAAAGAGACUUCAUAUGUAAACUUGUAAAAUGUUAAAAAAGUACAAGAUGAAGGCACUGGUUUGGAGAUAGUUAUCUUCCUAUACGUCUAGUUGACUUGUUUUGUUAAUAUUCUACAUAAAACGAAUUGGAGAGAACGUUGUAUGAAUGUGAAUAUGCUGAAUAAAUCUGGAAAUGUUAGAAAGAGAUGAGGAAUAUUUCCCUCUAUGAUGUAAUACAUUCUAUAUUAUCUGUAAUUAGAGACCAGAUGUGGCUUUCCUUGAAAAUGGUUUUAUCUGAUUACCUGUAAGCAUAAAAUUCAGUGUUAUUGCCUUGCUAUUAAUCAUGGAUGUAAAUAUACUUUGUUUCUCCAAACUGAAUAAAUUUAAAUCAUUGAAUAAUUUUUAAUAAACAUGAAAAAGUUUCUACUUCUAACAAAAAAAUUAAGUUUUAAAAUAUUUUUAAAGUUAAAACUUUUGUUUCAAUAAACAUGAAAAGUGGUUAAUUCAGUUGUUUUUUAUCGACAGAAAAACGCAAAUGUUGAUUGAUGAACCUCAAUUUCUUUUUGGCUUCUGAUUUGAUAAUAGAUAUAACUUCUUAAUUUUUAUAAUUUAACAACUAGAACAUCAAGGAUCGAUCUAAUUUGAUGAAUUUGGAAUCCUGUUCAGACUUGGCUAUAUAUAAAAAAUUUCACAAACCACAGAUAUAUAUAAUACUGUACCCAGACCAAACCCAUAUACACACAUGCCCCAUAGAAAGUUGGUAAACAAAAUCUUCCUACACUUACACACAGAACAGGAUGAAAGCAUCAAAGUAGCAUUAUGCAAAACUUGUGUUUGUCAAGUGUUACCUUUAAUGGUUGACCACAAUAAAAACAAUUUAAAUUACACUGUGUUCUGAGAAGUGCCAUGAU
Messenger RNA from Lymnaea stagnalis (great pond snail), 6146 nucleotides. NCBI's taxonomy places the organism in Eukaryota, Metazoa, Mollusca, Gastropoda, Lymnaeidae. The record is from the annotation of a GenBank genome assembly.